Pelodiscus sinensis (Chinese soft-shelled turtle) is the source of this 2290-nucleotide messenger RNA. NCBI's taxonomy places the organism in Eukaryota, Metazoa, Chordata, Testudines, Trionychidae. The record is from RefSeq and is a predicted model, not a curated record.
CAUGGCUGCAGACAGUCCCAUGGAAACUCUCCGGGAGGAAGCAACAUGUUCCCUAUGUUUGGACUAUUUCACAGCCCCUGUAAGUCUGGAGUGUGGGCACAAUUUCUGCCAAGCCUGCCUCAGCCAGUUCUGGAAGGGACUUGACUCAGCCUCCUCCUGCCCUCAGUGCAACGAAACUGUGCAGCAGAGACACCUCCGGCCCAACAGGCAGCUGGCAAAUGUCCUAGAAAUAGCCAAGCAGCUGAGUUCACAGGUGGCAAAGAGAGCAAGAUGGGACGGGGUGUGCGGGGAGCACCAGGAGGCUCUGAAAUUAUUCUGUGAAGAGGAUCAAACCCUCAUCUGUGUUGUCUGCAGAGAGUCCAAGGCUCACCGCACUCACAUUAUGCUUCCCAUACAGGAAGCUGCCCAGCAGUACAAGGAAAAAUUUGAGGCCCAUUUGAAGACUCUGAGGGAAGAGAGAGAAAAGCUGCUGGAAUGGAAAGUGACGGGAGAGGGCAGAAACCAGGAGUAUCUGAAACAGACACAAGCGGAGAGGCAGAAGAUUGUGGCUGAAUUUCAACAGCUGCGACAGUUUCUGGAGGAACAAGAGCGACUCCUCCUAGCCCAGCUGGAGAAGCUGGAUGAGGAGAUUGUGAGGAUCCAGACUGACACUGUCAGGAACGUCUCGGUGCAGAUUUCCCAUCUCAGCGAGCAGAUCAGUGAGCUGGAGGGGAAGUGUCAGAAGCCAGCAAGUGAAUUCCUGCAGGAUGUUAAAAGCACUGGUGUCUCUCGCUUCCCUCACACAGCACAGUGCGAGAAGGGGCAGUUCCAGCAGCCAGAGGCGAUUUCUCUUGAACUGAAAGAGCAAGUCAGUGCUUUCUCCCAGAUAACUACUUCGUUAUCGGAAAAUCUGAGGAAAUGCAAAGAAUCCCUGGGAGCUUUCAGACAGGUGACUGUGACUCUGGAUCCAGACACGGCCCAUCCCCGACUCAUCCUGUCUGAGGAUCGGAAACAUGUGAGCUGGGAACUUACACCCCAGCUACUGCCCGACAACCCUGAGAGAUUUGACUCUCGGACCUGUGUGCUGGGCUGUGAGGGAUUCACCUCCGGGAGCCAUUGCUGGGAGGUGGAGGUCAGGGGUGCACGACACUGGGCUGUGGGGGUGGCCAGAGACUCUAUGAGGCGGAAGGGACGGAUCAGCCGUAGCCCUAAGGGGGGGAUCUGGGCUGUGGAGCAGUGGGGGGGUCAGUUCCAGGCUCUCUCCUCCCCUGCAACGCCCCUGUCCCUGAGUGGGGCCCCCAGCAGGAUCCGGGUUUAUCUGGACUGUGACUGGGGGCAGGUGACAUUUAUUGAUGCUGGUACCGAGGCCUCGAUCUUCACUUUCCCUCCGGGCUCCCUCCCUGGGGAGAGAAUCCGACCCUGGCUCUGGGUGGGGACUGGAUCCCAGCUCAGACUCUGUCCCUGAGACACCAGGGGAUUCUCUGGCCUCACCUCCUUUCCUCCCCCCCGUCUCAGUGACCUCUCUCUGUGCACUGUCUGUCCUGCUGUCACUGUAACUCUGGACGUUGCUGAAGGUCUCAGCUCUGUGCAGCCUCUGGCCUGUCCAACCCCAGAGACCACUGGGUGGUGAGCGAGGUAGAGAUUCUGAUUUCAUGGCCCCUGGGAUUGUACAGCCUGUUUGCUGCUGUCCUCUAUGGCCCAGGAGGACUUGGGAGAUCCUGGGUCAGAUAGCGUCAGCGGGACAUGGGGAGGAGGGGGAAUAAGCCCACUGGGGAUGGGUUUCUCGAGCUACAGUCAUCCUAGACUCUAUGGCAAUGUUUCUCAAAGUGGUCCACGGAUCCACUGCGAGAAAGCUGCCAAUGGGCCACUACGGUUUGUUUAUUUAAUGACUCAGCUGCCAUGGAUCCUCGUGGCUCCCAUUGGCUGCAGUUCACUGUUUGCAGUCAAAGGGAGCUGCAGGAAGCAGCUGAGAGCCUGGGAGCAGCAGACCCCAAUACACAGUAGAAAUGAGUGGCUAGUGCAGCCACUGCCUGCAUCAGCAGGAGGGGUUUUCCCCAUCAUUGCAGUGAAUCCACCUCUCGGGGAGGUCAUAACUGGAUGGACAGAAUUCGUCCAUUGGCCCAUCCAUAGGGCCCAACCAAAUUCAGGGUCCUUUGUGGUCAAUGUCAUGGUCAUAGGAUUUUAAAAUUAUAUAUUUCAUGGUAUCAGACAUUUAAAGCUGAAAUCUCAGGGUGUUUUAAUGGUGGGGUCCUGCCCCCAAAAGGAGCUGUGUGGGGGUCACAAGGUGAUUGCAGGGGGUCUACGGCACUAC